Molecule: messenger RNA, 330 nt
Organism: Didymodactylos carnosus
Lineage: Eukaryota; Metazoa; Rotifera; Eurotatoria; Philodinida; Philodinidae
Source: the annotation of a GenBank genome assembly
AUGCGAGCUGCCAUUACAUUAACUGAAUCAGCUGUAAAACGUGUUAAAGAAUUAUUAAAACAGAAACCAGAAUCCAUAGCAUUACGAAUUGGUGUAAGACAACGUGGGUGUAAUGGACUAUCAUAUACACUCGAUUAUGCUCAAGAAAAGAAAAAAAUGGAUGAAGAAGUUGUUCAAGAUGGUGUCAAAUUAUUAAUUGAUCCAAAAGCACAAUUAUCAUUGUUAGGAACAGAAAUGGAUUUUGUUCGAGAUAAACUAUCUAGUGAAUUUAUAUUUAAUAAUCCAAAUAUCAAAGGAACGUGUGGAUGUGGUGAAAGUUUUAAUGUGUAA